Bombus pyrosoma is the source of this 1967-nucleotide messenger RNA. RefSeq names its product post-GPI attachment to proteins factor 3 (gene PGAP3). The transcript has 7 exons. Bases 29 to 1003 code for a protein of 324 amino acids. Gene Ontology annotation, molecular function: hydrolase activity, acting on ester bonds. NCBI's taxonomy places the organism in Eukaryota, Metazoa, Arthropoda, Insecta, Hymenoptera, Apidae. Gene Ontology annotation, biological process: GPI anchor biosynthetic process. Gene Ontology annotation, cellular component: endoplasmic reticulum membrane. The record is from RefSeq and is a predicted model, not a curated record.
AUUCGACUGUUGCCGGCAUACAGGGAGUAUGUCGAAAUUAAAAUGUUUGUCAAUUUUGGCAUUUCAAAUGUUUUUAGUAAAAAGUAUAGAUGGUUCGAUAGGUGAUAGAGCUCAAUUUUACAGUUUGUGCCUGGAAAAAUGUCAUAAUGAUAAUUGCGAUAAUGAUCAAAAAUUUAAGGUACUACCUUCCUUAUCAUUAAGAUUAUUAUUUUGGUCUUGUAAGGAAGAUUGUAGUUACAGCUGUAGUUGGAAGACAGUGGAUUAUUUUACAUCUCAUGGUUUAACAGUUCCUCAAUUUCAUGGAAAGUGGCCAUUUAUUCGUAUUUUUGGCUGUCAAGAACCCGCUUCUGUCGUAUUUUCCAUAUUAAAUUUUUAUGCUCAUGUUACUAUGUAUUGGAAAUUUAAUAGAAAAUAUGGAUGUACUUAUCCUAUGUUUUACAUAUGGACUUAUUUUAGUUUGAUAUGCAUGCAUGGAUGGUUUUGGUCGUCUAUUUUUCAUGCAAGAGAUACUCCAUUCACAGAAGUAAUGGAUUAUUCCUGUGCAUUUAUUAUGGUGCUUACAUUACUGUAUUGUAUGCUACUAAGAAUAACUUAUAAAAACAACAGGUUAUUUAUUGUGAUUACAUGUGGAUACCUUAGCACUCUAUAUUCACAUUUAUCCCACUUAUGGUCUGGUUACAUUAAUUAUGACUAUAAUAUGAAAUUUAAUAUAGUUACAGGUUUCUUGACAUUUGUUAUAACAAUGAUAUGGUGGCACCGUAAUCGUAAAAAAUUAUCUUAUAUUUAUCUAAUUGGUUGGUUUAAUAUAUUAACAGUUUUUGUUACUAUAUUGGAAAUAGCAGAUUUUGCACCAAUCUUUUGGAUAUUUGAUGCUCAUUCUUUGUGGCACGCCAGCACAGUUCCUCUUACAAUUUUGUUGUAUAGGUUCAUGAUGGCAGAUUGUUCUUAUUUGAAUAAAUGUUACAGUAAGUUAAUAUUAGAUAUUGAUCAUCAUAUACAUUAGUAAUAUCAUUACUAGUCAUAUAUUUCUUUUGAGGUACUAAAGUGUUAUUUCAUUGUUACUUUACAAAAUAGUAAAUAUUAUUCCGUAUUUUUUUGUUAAUUAUAAAAUACUAUUUUUUAUUAACAUUAAAUGAAAUUUCCAAAACAGAAAUAUAUUUCUUUCAUGUGCUACUUAGUAUAUCAGUAGUAUAUAUAUUUUAUUACUUUUUUUUGAAGAUAUUGUUUAUACACACACAUACAUAUAUAUAUAUAUCCAAGUUAUAACUUAUAAUAAAGUAAAAUUUAAAAUAUAAUGAUAAAUACAAUGAAUUUGUAAUAUAUAUAUUUUUUUUAGAUUGAUAUGAAUGAUUAUCUGUUAAAAUAUCAUUGAACACAUUUCUUCAAUCUACUUCUUGUUUUUGUAAAUAUUAAUGUGCAACAUGGCAGGAUUAGCUGUCAUUGGCAAUGUAAUUAAUACUAAAUAUCAAACAUUUUAGUGUCAACAUAUGAAUUUAGAGCAAGGUAUUAGUUCUGACUUAAUACUGCCAGAGCUCAUUGCAUUUAUUACUUAAUACAGAAAAACAUAUAAAUACUUUGGGGAAUGUGUUGUAAUAUGAAGAUAUAAUUGCAUAAUGUUUAUAUUAAUUAAACCAUUGACCGAUUGAUAGAACAAUAGGUUUUAAGUACCCGAUAUACAUUUAAAUUAUUCGUAUACCUUAAUAUGUAACAAGUAGUAUACAUAUAAUAUAACAAUCAAUAAGAUGUAUACAAUAUUUUAAAGGCACGUUACAUUAAACAUUCUCUAGUUUCGAUAGUACAUAUGCAUAUGUAUAUUACUGACAUUUAAUAUAAAAAUGUAAUAAUGUACCUAAUAAUUUUGAACGCUACUUCCAGAGAAAUAAGUUUCCAUUAUGGGUACAAAUUAAAACCUCUAAUAAUUGUUAUAUUGUAAAUAAGAUUAAACAAUUUAAUCUUUCUUAUGUAAA